Messenger RNA from Triplophysa dalaica, 1294 nucleotides. It is a transcript of the gene fgf10b, whose product is annotated as fibroblast growth factor 10b. Gene Ontology annotation, biological process: animal organ morphogenesis; positive regulation of epithelial cell migration; positive regulation of protein phosphorylation. NCBI's taxonomy places the organism in Eukaryota, Metazoa, Chordata, Actinopteri, Cypriniformes, Nemacheilidae. The record is from RefSeq and is a predicted model, not a curated record. The coding region runs from base 220 to 819 and encodes 199 amino acids. Gene Ontology annotation, molecular function: growth factor activity; chemoattractant activity; type 2 fibroblast growth factor receptor binding. Gene Ontology annotation, cellular component: cytoplasm. The transcript has 3 exons.
CCUCGCUGGAGGUAGAUCACAUCAAGAGGAGGCAUGCCAGGAACCGGCUGGUUUUGACAUUCGCCCGUGGAAUAACUCACUGGAAAUCCGAGAGGAAUAAGCACUGUAACGAUUCCCAAAUGGGAUCGGUGAGGUUCCCGCGUGUCUAACCAGAAUCUUUAUAGUUCGGUUCAUGUUUUUUGGGAAUCCACGCACGUUUCAUGAGCAGCAUGUUGUUCCAUGUGGAAUACCAUGAGAUGGACAGUGAGUAACGCCGUGUCUGGAUGCCGGACGGCGUGUGUCGUUUAUCUUCUGCUGGUGUUUGUCGUCCUCUCAUCGGGCACCGCGUGUCAUCGCAGAGGGAGUCGGGCGAACCGGCCGCACAGGGUCACCAACUCCACCAUCUCGGGGCGGCAUGUGCGCAGCUACGUUCACCUGCAGGGCGACGUGCGCCAGAGGAAACUCUUCUCCUUCCAGAAAUUCUUUCUUAGGAUCGGGAAAGACGGGAGAGUCAACGGCACCAAGAGCAAAGACGACCCCUACAGUAUUCUGGAGAUCACAUCAGUGGAUAUCGGGAUCGUCGCCAUCCGAGGUCUGGGCAGUAACCUCUACCUGGCCAUCAGUAAGAAGGGAGAGCUGCAUGGGGCGAGAAGCUACGGUGUAAACUGUCGUCUGAAGGAGCGGAUCGAGGAGAACGGGUAUAACACGUACGCAUCUGCCCAGUGGAGGAACAAGAAGCGUCAGAUGUUUGUGGGUCUGAGCGCUCACGGCAGGCCUCUCCGCGGAAGAAAGACUCGCAGGAGGAACACGGCAACACACUUCUUGCCCAUCGUGGUGUGACUUUCAAAAUGCUGCUGAGACAGAGAGAGAUCUUAUCCAGAUCGAAACGAGAUUAAAGACUUUGUCUCCUCAUAACGUCUGUGCUCAUUUGAGAUGUUCAGUGUUUGUUUGCACCUUUCUUGCUCUUCGGUUGCUGGCACUAGACAUUAUACUCUCACACAAAUUUAUAUUGAGUUGUAUCAUGUACAGGAGAGCAGGUCAACGAACGAGGAAAGAUAACCGCAAAACUAAAGUUGUGGAUUUUGUGUGCAAGAAUUUCCUUUAUGCUCUUAAUAAUAGAAUCACAUUUCUUAACAGGUCUGUUUACUUUUAUUUUUUUAUUUAAUGGACUGUUGAACAUCUUGUAGCUGCACUCAAGCUACACGUACUGCACGAGAGAGAAAGAGAGAGAGAGCGAGAGAGAGAGAGAGAGAGAGAGAGAGAGGAACUGGGGAUAUGUGAAAACAUAUGAGAAAUUUGUAUCUGUUCUGAAGCA